AUGUACUCUCGUGUAGCGAUUUGUUGUUUGGUGUUGUGUACAAUUACAGGAAGCGCAUUGGCCGAUGAAGGUGAUUACAUUUCCAUACUAACCACCUGGUCAUCAGCAGGAAGCGAUAAUGUAAGCAUCAUACUGGCCAACAUGGACAACGUGGCCAGUACGUUCGAAAUAGAAAACAUCGGUAUGGAAGAUGGUGAUUUGAUAGUUUCCACCACGAUCGAUCCGAAGCAUGUCCAGCUCUACCUUAUUCCACCCGAAUGGAGUCAAGCCACUAGUGAAGCGAUUCAGCUGGACAUCGUUACCUCGUCCAAAACUCCCGAAGAAGCACGUCUGACAGGACAAAUUAAACUGGCCCAGCAACCGAAAGUGUUAAUUCAACUUAGUGACACCCUUCACACUCCGGGAGACUUUUUGAAGUUUCGCAUCUUACUAACGGACGAACUGAAUAAGCCUUUGCCAAGCAGUGAGCAUCCGUUUAAUCUCACGAUCGCUCUACAGCACGAAUCCCAGCACACGGUGGCAUCCUGGGAUGCUAAGCUCGUUCCAGGUGAUAUCUAUAGUGGUCAACAUCUCUUCGCCGACGAUCGAGAUAUUGGUGAUUGGAACAUGACAGUGACGAUCGGAGAACAAACCACAUCCAAACGAUUUCAAGUGAUGCUAUAUUCAGCUCCAAUCCACAGGAUAACGAUUCAAACAGAAGAUAUGGUCACACUUCAGGAUGCAGAUCUUACGAUUAACGUUGAAGCAAUGUACACGUUCGGAAAACCGCUCCGUGGAAACUUAACGGUGACUGUGACGGGAGGUGAUGAUCGUAUAGUGAAGCGAUCCUCACCCAUCGCUGGUAACAAGAUUGUAAUGAUUCCGAUGGAAGAAAUAAUUACCGCACGGAAUACAGCUCAAACAAGGAUUAUUCAUGUUAACGCUACGGUGUCCACAACGAAUGGAAUAACGCAGCGCACAUACAGUCAAGCUAGAUCGGUUGAAGUUUACGCCUCUCCGUAUAAGUUGGAUGUGCUAAGAAUGGUUGACUUUACACCAGGACAAAAUGCAACACUUUUCAUCAGACUGACUAAAGCAAAUGGCAAACCUCUCAUCGCAUCAGGACACAGGAAAAAAGACGUAUCUGUUCAUGUAAUGUUCGACAAUGAUGAUUCAGUAAGCGCGCGCAAGUUCGUAACAUCGUUGGAUAACGAUGGCACGGCAAUGCUUUCAUUCCCCACCGAUAGUAAUGCGGAGCUUUUGACGGUUGCGAUGCAAUAUCAGGAAGUGUCCGUCUCAAUAACCCUAGAACCAGCCUACAGUCCCCAGCUUUACGUGCGUAUGGUGAAUCCUAAACAGUUUGAAAGAACAAAUGGUUUCAAACUCGCACUAGUAUCGUCCCAUCCAAUGGACGGAGUACUGGCAGUGAUUCGUAAGCAUGAUGGUGAAAAUAUUCCAAUUUUAGUUUAUUGCAAUCUUCAAAACUACUACGAACAUUUCGUGCCGCUGAUUCAACCUGAUGAUGUGCAGCGAGUGUAUGUGUUUGGGAGAUUUGGAGGAACUUUAGUACAAGCUUCGACCUCUUACCAAGAACCUGCUCUAUCUAAUCGGGUGACUCUACUGAUGAAUGGCACGAAUGUCAGGAUAUUCAGCAAAGGAGAUGAAUCUCGCAUUGGCAUAGCAGUUUAUGAAGGUUUGUUAGAUUUUGAUCAUCUAGAAAGCAUCUAUGCUCGGUCCAUGUUCAAUGGAUCCAUCUAUCCAGCGAUUGAAGAUGUAUUCCCACUGUCCAUCAACGACUUGACAGUGAUGCCACCGGUCCAACAAAUGGGCGCAGACAACCAACAAGACAGAAAGCUAAACAUCAGUGCAUCGCCAUUAAAUCGUUUACUUCAUUGGGAGGAAGGAACUACAAGCAAUCAGAAGGCAACGUUUCAAUUCCAGCCUCCUCCACACAUCAACCAACUGACGGUAAGCGCAUUCGUGUUUAGCCCCAGCCAAGGACUCGGUAUCGCAGAACCGAUCCAGUGGCAACGUCAGCAGGAUAUAGAGAUCUACCUUCACAUCCCGUACUCGGUGAAAAAGUUGGAAGUAACUCCUGUUGAUGUUUACAUUGUAAAUAAUCGCCUCGAAACGGUGGAUUUUCUACUGGUGGAGCUGUUGAACAGAGCUAACGAGUUCCAGUUUCUCAACAACUCCGGACGUACUGAUGCUACUCAAAAAAUCUUGUACGGUAGGCUAAAGCCGAACGAGGUACAGCGGGCAGAGUUCCUGAUACGUCCCAAGAAGCUAGGCUCGAUUACACUAAAAGCAAACGCUUACUCUCAAGGCAACGUAAUCGCUAGGGCAGAAACAAUACUUCGAACUAUACCAGAGAGUGUACAACAAAUCGGAAGUAUCGUACGUUUGUUCACCGUAGACAAUUCUACCGAACGGUUGGAUGCAGUUAAGAUACCAAUUCCGCGUACGGUUGAUAUCGGAUCGGAGAAGAUCACGCUAUCGCUAUACCGUGAACAGCUUCAAAUUGCUUCACUUCCGGUAAGCUUACUGCUCGACAAGCUUGUCCCGGCGGAUCCCUAUACGGAAACCAUAAGAGCAUCCUUAACGUUGGACGUGUUGUCCCUAGCUAAAUUAGAGUGGACCGAGAGGAAGACCCAUGCUGAAAGAGUAAUCAACGAAACGACUCCUAAAAUCGUAGAGUUAAGCAACGACAAUGCCUAUUUCACUAUAUCCGAUCAACAUAGUCCAGCAUCAGAGUGCUGGGACACGGUCAUUGCACUACAGGCACUAAUCUAUUCGAACAGACAUCUCCAUAGUGAAGAUGCCGAAGGUGUCAUCAUAUCUGCCCUUAAUUGGUUGAAGACGAAGCAAGCAAACGAAGGCCACUUCUGUGCCGACGAAGAUGCGCAGGAUGAAAUGAAGCAAAUCGAAAAGACUUCCCACGUUUUGUUGAUAUUUCUUGAAAUGAGACAAUACAUCUGGCGACACGUGUCUGUUAUCGAUAAAGCAAGAAGCUAUCUGCUUUCGAAUACUGCCUCGCUUCACACACCGUACCAUCUUGCGUUGGUUGGACACGUAUUGCAAUUUUCUUUAGGACGCCCUACCGGGACGGAAAAGCAUGCCCUGAUCGAUGAAAAAGUAUCCCAAAUUCUGAACACUCUAUUGGACCAGAAAUUACAAGCCUCUUCCGGAUUGAAGAUGUGGUGGAAUGGUACAGCUUCAGCAACGGAUCUGGAAACUACCGCAUAUGUGUUGCUGCUUAUGACCUCCAAAAAGUACUUAUUUAAUGCAGCACCGAUAGUUAAUUGGAUUAAAGGACAACCAUACCGCCGAGCGACACCUUCCAUCACACCCAACUCACAUAUAGCGCUUCGGGCACUGAUAGAGUAUGCAAAGCACACAACGUUUCUGGAGAAGCGCUACAAAGCAACGAUCAUUGCUAGUGACAAAACUGGUGCACUAGCUCGACAGGAACUGCACCACGAUAGCAAUAAUCAUGUGCUGAUACUUCCAGCGUCCACCCGAUCGGUAAGCUUCACGAUCAGUGGUACUAUUUCCGGUGCGUUUGAAAUCAACUACAGUUACAUGGAGAGUGUAACGAUGCAAACGCAAAAGUUUAACAUAGAUCUUUACCGAUACGAGACUUCCGACGAGGAUUAUACCGAUUGGCGCGUAUGCAUUCGUUUCCUGCCGAAAGGGUUCUAUGAGAAAACACGCAUGGUUACGUGCGAGAUUUCGUUCCCAACUGGGUACAUCGCAUUGGACGACAGCGUGGAUGAGUUGAGGCAACUUGAUGAUGUGGUGACUACAGUACUGCGAAACGAUGAAACACUAUUAUCGAUCACGUUUGAAGAGAUUGGAGUGCAGCAAAAAUGCUUCAAUGUGACUGGAUUUCGACGGAAUGUGGAAACUCGCCAACUACCGGGUACAAUUAGGGUGUUUGAUUUAGCUGAUGCGUCCAACAUUGCAUACAAACAAAUGGGCAAUCAAGUCUGA
Messenger RNA from Anopheles maculipalpis, 3972 nucleotides. RefSeq names its product CD109 antigen-like. The record is from RefSeq and is a predicted model, not a curated record. The coding region runs from base 1 to 3972 and encodes 1323 amino acids. Gene Ontology annotation, cellular component: extracellular region. The transcript has 8 exons. NCBI's taxonomy places the organism in Eukaryota, Metazoa, Arthropoda, Insecta, Diptera, Culicidae. Gene Ontology annotation, molecular function: endopeptidase inhibitor activity.